AUGGCACCCGUUCUUACCCAUCCUGCCGGCGUGUCCUUCAUUGACGACCAGGCAAGCAGACCCGUCAAUGUCGACGCUGCCACUUAUUAUGGCGGCGGGGAGUCAUUCACUCGUUCCCGGACGUACAGUCACGUAGGUUUCAGCAUCAUUGCCGUCCUCGAGGAAGUAUUCACCUGGUUCCAGUCUCAUAUCCAUGGCUACAAGCCUAAGCGAGCGCCGGCCUUUGAGGAGGACUGGCACUUGAGACCGCGUCGUAUGUCUCAUGACGAGAAAGCCGUCACCGCACCUAGGCGCUUCCUAAUCGACGUCGAGGAGACCAUUCGAGUUGUUCUGGAGCAGGAGGAUACGGACGGAGAUUUUCAGAUAAGUGUCACCGACGCUGGUCCAAAGAUGAUGGCGUUGGGAACGGCGACGAGCAAUGGUUUUAAGACAUUUGAUAUUCGGGGCACAUACAUGCUGUCGAAUCUGCUACAAGAGCUUGCUCUCGCACGCGACCACAACAGAAAGAGAAUCGUUCUUGACGAAGCUAGGCUCACCGAGAAUCCUGUUGACCGUCUGUCACGUAUGAUCAAGAACUCGUUCUGGCACUCCCUAACGCGGCGUAUUGAUGGUGACGGUCUUGAAAUUAUUACUGCUGAUCCAAAGAACCGCACCAGUCGAUCCAACCCUCGAAUUUACGUUCCCUACGGCGAACCCGCCAUGGCCGAAUAUUACCGCAAGGUCGCUAAAGAGAAGCCACAUAUGAAUCUCGAUGUACAGGUUCUCCCAGAGAAGCCUGACGAUCCCGCUUUCGUCAAAAGCUUAAAUUCUAAACCCGGCAUCCUCGCCUUGGCAAUGAACGAAGUGGAUGAUGGCAAGGGCGGAAAAACCUUGAAAGGUAUUCCUUUCAUCGUUCCUGGUGCACGGUUCAACGAGCUCUACAACUGGGACUCGUACUUCAUAUCUCUGGGACUCCUCGUCGAUGGCCAGGUGACAAUGGCGAAGGGCAUGGUUGACCAUUUCAUCUUUGAAAUCCGGCAUUACAACAAGAUCCUAAACGGCAGCCGAAGCUACUACCUUUGCCGUACACAGCCACCAUUCCUUACCGACAUGGCUCUUCAGAUCUACAACCAGCUCGACCAAUCUGACGUUGAUGGCAACAGAGCUUGGCUGAAACGCGCUAUUCAAGCAGCCAUCAAGGAGUAUCACACUGUGUGGGUUGCGGAGCCCCGCAUGGAUCCUAAAACUGGACUGUCGCGCUACCGCCCAGAUGGCCUCGGUAUACCUCCCGAGACAGAAGCGUCUCAUUUCACUCACAUCCUCGAGCCCUAUGCUGAGAAGCAUGGCCUUUCUAUCCUGGAGUUCAGCGAAAAAUACAACGACGGAACGUUGAAGGAGCCUCAGUUAGACGAGUACUUUUUGCAUGAUCGUGCUGUUCGCGAAUCUGGACACGACACUACGUAUAGGUUUGAAAAACGAUGUGCGAAUCUUGCGACUAUCGACCUGCAGGCGUUGCUGUACAAGUACGAGGUUGACAUCGGAACUGCAAUUCGAGAGGUGUUUGAUGACGAGCUUGAGUUGGAGGAGGAUUUCCCCUUGUCGCCAUUCCCUCCUUCGGUGGAAGCGUAUGCAAAUCCAAGAAGGGAAAGUUCGCGCAGGAGGGCUCAGCAGAGCGAUGAGUGGUUCAAGAGGGCGGCGUUCCGGAAGGAGAUGAUUGACAAGUACCUCUGGAACGAAACGAAGAGUCUUUACUUCGAUUACGAUACGGUUAAAGAGAAGCAGAUAUUGUAUGAGAGUGUGACAGCGUUUUGGUCCCUUUGGGCUGGCUGUGCCAGUGAAGAGCAGUGUCGGAAGCUCGUAUCCCAUUCGUUGAAGAAGUUCGAGGUCCUGGGUGGUGUCGUGUCAGGAACCGAAGAGUCACGCGGGAAGAUUUCUUUAGACCGGCCUAACCGACAAUGGGAUUAUCCUUAUGCAUGGCCUCCUCACCAAAUCGUGCUUUGGGUGGGGCUAGAACGAUAUGGAUACCUCGAGGAAGCGCAACGGCUAGCCUACCGUUUCCUCUAUAUGAUGACCACUGCCUUCGUUGAUUUCAAUGGAGUUGUUCCCGAGAAGUUUGAUGCGGUCAAGCUAUCACACCUAGUAGAUGCGGAGUAUGGCAAUCAGGGCAUUGACUUCAAGAUGGUGCCACGUGAAGGUUUCGGUUGGAUGAACUCUGCCUAUCAAGUUGGCUUGUCGUUCUUGACGACACACAUGCGUAGGGCUGUCGCUGCGUGCACCAGUCCUGAGGUCUUCUUCGGCGCAUCCCCCGGAAUCGAUUCUGUCAUCGCAAACAGAAACGUGCCUAUGACUGAUCCUCUCGGUCUGGCCAUGGAUGCCCUUGAUAUCGAUAUCGGGUCGCAGUAA
Messenger RNA from Desarmillaria tabescens, 2382 nucleotides. Its product is annotated as alpha,alpha-trehalase-neutral trehalase. The record is from RefSeq and is a predicted model, not a curated record. Gene Ontology annotation, biological process: trehalose catabolic process. Gene Ontology annotation, cellular component: cytoplasm. The transcript has 9 exons. Lineage: Eukaryota; Fungi; Basidiomycota; Agaricomycetes; Agaricales; Physalacriaceae. Bases 1 to 2382 code for a protein of 793 amino acids. Gene Ontology annotation, molecular function: calcium ion binding; alpha,alpha-trehalase activity.